CGCACCAAAGCUCCGUUGUGAGAUGAGUCUGUUAUCGGACAGUGAGCGGCUCUAAUUGGAUCUCUGAUUGGGAAUUUCGAGUUUCGAGUGAUAAGAGGAUUUUGGACACUGAGGAUAGCAGUAAAAUGUGGAUCCCGCUGUCGACGGUAACGGCUCUGUGCGUCCUGUUGGAUGUCGCUGUGGACGUCAGUGGGGCGAGUGCGAGUGCCGAGGAUGCACUCGAGGUGGCGUUUGGCGAGCGGACUCGUGCCGAUUGGGAAAAAGUUUGGCACCAGGAGAGUCACUCGCGGUGCCGCGAGAAGCUCAUCCGGCAUCUGUACUGGGCCUGCGAGAAGGAUAUCUAUCGGAUUUCGCGGAGAAACGACCAGCCGGAAGUGGUGCCGGCGAUGAUCGACGCUUCGAAUCCCGGGAAGCGAGCUAACGCUCUGCCAUUCCUCUCGCGGUGGACCAUCGGUGAGGAGCAGGCGCGAAGCUUCCUGCGCAUCCGUCGCACCGGAAAGCGCCGCUCGGGUGGUUCCAUCACGGCCGAAUGCUGCACCCGGGUGGGCUGCACCUGGGAGGAGUACGCGGAGUACUGCCCUUCGAACAAACGCAUCAACCGCUACCGGAAGUAGAGGUGGCACCGAGACCUAAUGGCCUAAUGUUCGGAUCGGAUCGUGUGUAUAUCAUCAGGACAAAGAACGUGUGACGUGUUGUGUUGGUUUGUGGCGCAAAUUAUUAAUAUAUUUGUUUUU
Messenger RNA from Toxorhynchites rutilus septentrionalis, 734 nucleotides. It is a transcript of the gene Ilp7, whose product is annotated as probable insulin-like peptide 7. NCBI's taxonomy places the organism in Eukaryota, Metazoa, Arthropoda, Insecta, Diptera, Culicidae. The record is from RefSeq and is a predicted model, not a curated record. Bases 126 to 614 code for a protein of 162 amino acids. The transcript is spliced from 2 exons.